AUGUCUUACUCCACGAUCAUAAGCAACAACAGGUUACUCUCUCUCGCCUCAAAGUUCACUGCUUGUGGAUCUCUUCUUCAGUGCCCAACUGAAUAUGGUAGAUACCAUCUUUACAUAUCGUAUACUUGUCCAUGGGCUUCUAGAUGCCUCUCAUACUUGAAGAUCAAAGGACUUGACGAUGCUAUAAGCUUCUCGGUUUAUGCGGUUCACCUCAAGUGCAACCAGAAACUCUUAAGAGAAUAUCCGAAUCUGUUCAACUACACGAAAGACAUUUUCCAAGUACCCGGUAUGAGCAGCACCGUGAACAUGAAUCAUAUCAAGCAGCAUUACUAUGGAAGCCACCCUUCGAUUAACCCUUUUGGGAUCAUCCCUCAUGGACCAAACAUCGAUUACUCUUUGCCUCAUGAUCUACGCAGAUUCUCCAAAUGA
Eruca vesicaria subsp. sativa (arugula) is the source of this 429-nucleotide messenger RNA. The record is from the annotation of a GenBank genome assembly. Lineage: Eukaryota; Viridiplantae; Streptophyta; Magnoliopsida; Brassicales; Brassicaceae.